Molecule: messenger RNA, 3682 nt
Organism: Paraphaeosphaeria sporulosa
Lineage: Eukaryota; Fungi; Ascomycota; Dothideomycetes; Pleosporales; Didymosphaeriaceae
Exons: 4
Coding region: 310-3504 (1064 amino acids)
Source: RefSeq, a predicted model, not a curated record
GAGCGCGAGGCCUGGGACGAGUACAGACACGUGAUAAAGCCGCGCUCGGACCCGCUCCAUUGGCGGGACGUUCCUGGACUGUGUACCACCCACGCCCGCCAAGGAGGACGUGUGCUUGCACAUACCUCGAGCGCAGCGCAAGUCAUAUGGUGGGCGCCUGGGAGGCGCACGCCUACGGCUUACCCGUUGUCUAGAUCCUAUCGUGCAACCUGUGCCUGCGAUUUUGACUUUUCCUCGCCGAUCCCGAGGCAUCGCCGGGCCCGCCCGCCACUGAAGCGAAAAGUAUCUCGCGAGGGUAUAGAGUUGGCCAUGCAGGCUGACCCUGCUCACCUGGGUAGUUCCCUACGCCUAGACCAUAUAGGCCAGAACCCCAAACGAAUCGACCAAGGCCCUGUAGACGCACCUCAUACUUCUUCUAGCUACCAUCCACCGGGAGCUGAUCACGCGUUCGUGGAAUCGCAGACACCACCCGGCUCGCCAUCGCCAGCACUCCUGCUAGCCUACAGAGAUCCAAAUGCCAAUGUCUUCGUUCCAGUCACAAUACCCAAAUCAUCACUGCCAGCAAAGUCGGUCCCACGUACCCGAACACCAAAGGCCGGCCGGAUCCCCAAACCUUCUAAUUCAGGCCCUGUAGACGCACUUCACACUUCUUCUAGCUACCUUCUGGACCCUUGGCCGGCGGAAAACUCGAACAGACCUUCAAGAAACGUGGCACGCGCGUCGCAUCCACCGGUAGCUGACUACGCUAAUCACUCCGCUCCUACACCUCCAACCACCCCUGUCACAUCCUCUCAGCCCACUUUCACAGGGCCGAAAACAAUAUGCCGAUACUUUGGAUGUGGAAAAUCUCUUAUGAGGUCCCCCAAUGGGCCUGACCGCGAUUACUGCACGAUUUGCAUUGCUAACGAUGGCUUUCGGGUACGCUCCGGGAAACCACUUGGCGUUCACGGGCCUUUAGUCCCCGCGUCCGUGUCCGCUUCAGUUAAAGAUACCCAGGAUGCUCUUGGCCUGUGCCUCGAGGGUGACAAUUACGUUGCCGUCGAACGCGCAAAGCAGCUUGUUACUGGACUUGAUCUUGCUAGUAAGCGAUGUGCAUCCGCACACUCGUGGAGCAAUUUCAUGAACGAUCCGGAUAUUGUGAGGCCCUAUGCAUUGAAUCUCUAUUGCGUUUAUGGCGACAUUUGGGCAUCCCCUCGCAAUCGCAACCCCAAACGUUCUGCUUCCGGCCCUCUCCAAGCUGGAGUUCCGGAACACGAUGAAUUCAUUCUCUAUUAUCUGAUGGUUGAUUUAGCUAUCCGUCUAAGAAAGAUAACUGCUGCCCAAAGAAAAUCGCGUGCCGUCGUGCAAGUCUUCCCGAGCCCCGUUCCUGCAUCCGCGGGUAUAGACGAUCGCGAUCUUUUGCCGAUUGCAACUGUUCCACGUAAUCCUCAGCAACUUGAAGUGCCCGGGACAACACAGGCUAGGCAUACUGGUAGCAGUGCCGACGUUUCACCGCGUUCUUUGAUCGCAGCUAAGCCGCCUCUCACCGCAUCAAGACACAGUACGAGCACGUCACUAGAAAGCAAGACGACAAAGAGCGGCCAGCCCCCAGUAGCAGUGAACUCUCAUAGCGUUCCCAAAAAGAAGUCACGGUCGAAACUCCCUCCCAUGGGGCUUGAUUCUUUUCGCGUCAAGCCAUUCACCCGUGAAUCGCGCCCGGUGUUGUCGAAUCCUGGACCUCUGCCGAAUUCCGUACCUCUGCCCCUUCCUAACCAAGAUGUCCAUUCGCGGGAGUCCGACGCACAUCAAGAUCAUACGUUCAAUGACAACUAUGAUCUGUACGAAGGCCCUGGCCCGAUACCAUAUGGGGAUCCCAGAGUCCUUGAAGAACAAGCGAGAAGGCGCUCGCGUGGGUGCCUGAAGGUGCCGAUAACACCAGAUGCAAGCAUGCCAUCAUCCCAUAAAGCCUCCCCUAUUGAGUCUAGUGUUGACUCCUCUUUCAAGUCAAACCAAAGUGCGGACACUUUCAGUGGCGGGAGCAGUAAAGCGAAUCUCCUAACGACCAACUGCACCAAAAAGGCGCAUUCCAAUGGUGUACCCAUAGUGACCCCAGAUAGCAAGCGAAAACGCACAAGCACGGAAUCUAGUCAUAGGGUCCCAGUGACGGCCCUAGAAAGCUCCAUCGCCAAACGACGGGUUACAGGCAAUGCAGAAUCCAGGGAAAGCGACGAAAACGAGACGGGAAAAGAAGCGGACGCAUCCUCCAAAUCCUCCACGGAACCCACAUCGGUUGCGACUGGGAAGCCAAGUCGCAAACGCGACACAGUGAAGUAUGACGGCGACGAUUUUCUAUCGCUGGGUGAGGCAGAAGCCCCUGCACCUUGUCUUCGCGAGAAACCUCCCAUAGCUCCCCGUGUCACAGGUCGAUGUGGCGGCUAUGCCGGCAGUAUCACCAAGCUAAACAAACUCAAAACAAGAACGAAAACAGUCUCGGCACCAACUCCAGCUACGUCCGGUUUCAAAACUUGUACGAAAACAAGAGAGAAUCUUCCCAAUGACAUCAUAAGAAUGACAGUAUUCACAAAGGGAAAAUCCUCGCCGCGUUUUCUGUACACACGUGAAAGCGGUGUAGCUAAAGACGGACAAAGGGAAAGUGGAGACUUCGUUGAGUUACCUGGAUCCAACGACGCUGAAGACGACACUGCAGUCAACAGCAGCCGUACAGCAGCCGAUGACCUUGUCGAAGUGCCUGGAACCGAUGACACUGGAUCCGACCCUUUUUUCAAGUCAGAAACCCACGUACGCAAGGAGGUGAAAAAGGAGAAGCAAAAGGGCUCUCAAAAUGCUCCUAUAGAAUUGAGUUCGGGCUCAGAGAGCGACAGUGACGAAGAGCCAGACGAGCCAGAGGGCUUUGAUGGGCCAUGCGACGAUGUGGCUAUUGCGCUUGAUGAGCCUAGUUUCGUCUGCAAUGAUCUAACUCUGGAUGAGCACUACCGGCUCUCUACCCACCAAGCACUCGAAGACUUACUUGCUACGGGAAACCCCAGCUCUGCUCAACUUAACACGCUAUGGCAGAACAUACUCAACCAAUACUCGUUGGACCAGGAGUUCAACGCCUUCAAAAAGGCUCAACCUGCCCCCCAACGUGCAACAGCUCGCCGUGCCCUGAAGCUGUGGGUCGUACUACAUUCUGCUCUAGCGCAGUUCCGAGAUGAUACGCAAUUCUAUGGUCGCCCUGGGGAAGAAUGGCGACAACACACGCGUAUGCUCAUGGCUAUACCAGGGAGGGAAGAAUGGCGCAACGCUCUUGAGGCACGUCGGAAGCUACGUGAUCUUCCACUGGCAAUCGAAAAAACAGGAGGGUGGCUUGAGGGUGGUCAGUUCGCGCGUGCGCUGGCAGACUUCUUUUCGGUGUUGAUCCGACAUGGGUGGAGGGAGCAUUUGGAAGAACGCUUUCUUGCAUACAACAAGAACCUCUGUCCUUGGUUUGGCUUCUUCGAACGUGGAGACGUCGAUAUGGACUAAAUAAAGCACUACCCUCGAUGCUGCUCCAUGUAGCAUGUAGCAGGGUUCCAUACAGUAUCCGUGGAUGAUCGCUCCUUGCUAUACUCAAUCUCGGUUAUUGUGGGGCAAUUUGGGUGUCGUAUAACAACAUCAUACUACUGGAGCUUAUGGGGCUCAAUAAUGCGCCCACUGAUGUUAC